This is a messenger RNA of Dothidotthia symphoricarpi CBS 119687, 1840 nucleotides long. RefSeq names its product WD40 repeat-like protein. Gene Ontology annotation, cellular component: Seh1-associated complex; nuclear pore outer ring. Gene Ontology annotation, molecular function: protein binding; structural molecule activity. Lineage: Eukaryota; Fungi; Ascomycota; Dothideomycetes; Pleosporales; Dothidotthiaceae. Gene Ontology annotation, biological process: cellular response to amino acid starvation; positive regulation of TORC1 signaling. The record is from RefSeq and is a predicted model, not a curated record. The coding region runs from base 117 to 1634 and encodes 505 amino acids. The transcript is spliced from 4 exons.
AGGAAAGAACGACGAGCGGCAAUUUGCGCGUGUUUGUGGACACCGUCAAUUUCGAGUGGUGGUGUUCCAAAACGAGAGCAGCGCAGCCGUCGCAUGCAUUUCGGGGGGCAGACACCAUGGCUCUUAAUCAACACGUUCAACUAGACAGCAUCCAGCUUGACCUCGAUGCCGUAACGCGCCGCCUCGUGCGCCCGGGCUUCCUUUCCACUCUCAGUCCAUCACGUCUGCCCUCGCAGGCCGCAAGCGAUUCUUCACUCAGCCCCACCCGUGACGAAGCACGGUUGCACGCUGCUGGGAACCCGUCCCACCAUCGUCAAUCCCAGCUCAGCUUCGCGGUCACGUUUGAGGAUGCACUCGAACACGCGGACCUCGUAUCCCCGCUGAUUCAGGAGCCUUGUGCCGACGGCAGCGCGCCCAGCGUUGACGAGCGCAUCGCUGAGUACCUGGAAUUACGCUUUUUGGACGUGCAUCACGCGUAUGCGAAGAUGGCGGCCGAACGCAGCUUUCAGCCCUUCUCCCAUGGCCAUCAGGAUCUCGUGCUUGCCGUGGAUUUCAACUACUUCGGUACCCGCAUGGUGACGGCGAGCUCGGAUCACCGCAUCAAAGUCUGGGACAAAAAAGAUGAUGUCUGGACGCUAGUCGAGAGCUGGAAGGCGCAUGAUGCUGAGAUUGUGGAUGUGAAGUGGAAUGGUCCCUUCAUGGGCGAAGUCAUCGGCAGCAUUGGUGAAGAUGGUCGCUGCAAGCUCUGGCAAGAGGAUGCCACAGCAGUUCCCAUGUCUGGCAGCCGGUUUCAAUUGAUCACGAAUCUUGCGUCGCAGACUCAUGCGCCCUUCAUGUCUUUGGACUUCAAGAACAUCAUGCAGGAGACGUGGCUUGCUCUUAUCACGCGCGAUGGCCUUUUGACUGUCUUAGAACCCCAGGACCAGAGCAGUCUCAACGAAUGGACCCCAAUAGCAGAGCGCUGGGUUUCUGGUGACGACCCCCCUCAACGCCAGGACGAAGUAGGCUUCAAGGUUGUGUUCCACAAAGAGAAGUUGCCAUGCUGGACAGCCAUCAUGGCGGGUCUUGACCGUAAAUCUCUCUCGCUCGCCGUAGCAGCCAUGAAAGACGUCCUCGUCUUCCGCACCGACAAAGCCAAGCGAUUCUUCCAAGUCGCAAAGCUAGAAGGCGCUCGACAAAUCAUCCGGGACCUGGCCUGGGCAAAUGGUUCCAUGCGCGGCUACGACAUCCUCGCAACCGCCAGCAAAGACGGCGCCAUCCGCAUCUACGAACUCUCCACACCCGACCCGGAAAAGGGCGCGGCAGCAUCCUCAUCCAAAGCCAACGAAUCCGUCGCCUCCCCUCGUCCAGGACCGCAGAAGAACGCCCCCUCUGGAAUAGGCGCCGGGUUAGCUGGAGCGUCGCGGGCCCCCGACAUCGCGAUUGAGAACGAGCAGAACCCAGGACGCAUCGUGCAGCGAGCCAGGCUUACCGACACGCUCACAGACCAUCACGGAGCAGUGUGGCGCGUCACAUUCUCACAGAUGGGCGAUCUCCUCGUCUCCACAGGCGACGACGCAUCUAUCCGCACCUGGAAGAAAGCCGUCAACGGCCGAUGGACAGAGUACGCCGAAAUCGAAUCUGGACUCGAUUAACCAGCGCAGAUAACUGGCAUGAGAUAUGCAGACUACAGGCGUUUGGAUAGAUAGAAUUUAUGGCACGGACUCUUUUACGACGGUCUCGGUUAUGUAUGUUUGUAUCGCUGACUUUGCACCGGGCGUCGGAGGCGCUCUGUCUGGGAGAUAUGAGGCGUUUGUAUCUCGUGGUAAAUGCGAGUCUAUAGAAAUAAAGAUCGAUUGGU